AUGACAGAUAGAUUUAUUUACAUUUAUUUACGCGUCGCUGACUACAACGUACACGUCGGUAAGAUUGCAUACAUCAAUGCUAAUUAUAAUCUGUUGAUACAAAUCGAAGAAACGGUCAUUUCGAGCAAGAUGAAGUUGAAGUCAGAUUUACUGGUGCAACCUUCGGGGGAGUUAUCUAAGAAGAUUAGGGAGGAACUCAAAGAGGAUCCGGCAACAAGAGAUCGCGAUCUCGCCGCUAUCAAGGACUGGCUGCGGAAACAACCUCAUCUACCUGAUGAAUGGGAGGACAUGCCGCUCCUCACAUUCCUCAGAGGAAGUAGUUUCUCAUUGGAGAAAUGCAAACGUAAAUUGGACAUGUACUUCACUAUGAGAGCCGCUUGCCCAGAGUUCUUCACCAAUCGCGAUGCCACCAGCCCAGCUUUGAGAGAAGUCCUGAAAACUAAGCUACAAGGACCAGCGCUGCCUGGUGUAACGCCGAAUGGCAGAAGAGUGACGAUUUGCAGAGGUCUUUAUCCCAGUUUAGAUUCCCAGCAAAUAACGGACACUCUGAAGCUAGCUCUUAUGAUCGGAGAUAUCAGAUUAAUUGAAGAAGUGGAAGGCGUAGCUGGUGACAUUUAUAUUUUAGAUGGAGCUGUUCUUGGUGCGAGUCUGCUGGGAAGAUUAUCUCCAUCAGUUAUUAAGAAGUUCAUGAUUUGUGUUCAGGAAGCAUAUCCAGUAAAACUAAAGGAAGUCCACAUCAUCAACACAUCUCCUACUGUAGAGAGAUUCGUGACCUUCGUGAAGCCAUUCCUUAAAGAGAAGAUACGGAAGAGAAUCUUCAUUCAUAAAGACCUCAAGGACCUAUACAAGUACGUCCCACAAGAAAUGUUGCCGAAGGAGUACGGUGGUCAGUGUGGUACUAUGGACGAAUUGCAGCAAAACUGGACGGACAAGCUGAUAGAGUACCGUGACUGGUUUAAAGCUCAAGACGCUCUGGUCGCUAACGAAAGCCUGAGACCAGGGCGCCCUACUAACUACGACGAAUUAUUCGGAAUUGACGGCUCAUUUAGACAACUGGCCAUUGAUUAA
This is a messenger RNA of Danaus chrysippus (African queen), 1068 nucleotides long. The record is from the annotation of a GenBank genome assembly. Lineage: Eukaryota; Metazoa; Arthropoda; Insecta; Lepidoptera; Nymphalidae.